UCGCCCGCCCGCCGCGCCGCGCCGCGGUCCGUCUAGUGUCUAGUCCGCGACCUGCCGGACCUGCCCCGCGAUGCGCAGCUUGCUGCUCGCGUUGCUCCUGGGGGCCGCGGCCUGCUCGGCGGCCACCCUCAUCCAGGCCGAGACCCCCGAGACUCCGGACCAGCAGCACGGCCCUGAGGAGCCCCAGGAGAUCGCCUACGUGAGCUUUGACGCCUCCGACAAGUUGAAAGUGACGGUGCUGGAGACGGACGACCCCGAGGAGGCCGAGAAGGACAUCCCGGCGGACUAUGUCGCCAAAGCCGUGUACAGGAACCUCAUCAACCAGACAGGGUGGGCGUACCUGGAGCUGCAGACCAACGCCGCCGUGGACGACGAGAGGCAGGCCCGCGCCGCCGGCGCGCUGGAGGGCUACCUCAGCGCCGGCAUCCUGCACAUGCACGUCAACAACGUGGCCAGGCCGUUCUGUGACGGCCGCCAGGCCUUGUGCGCCAGGAUCCAGAAGUUCCUGGAGAGGAACCUGGGCUGGGUGGGCAGCAUGGUGAAGAAGCAGGCAGGCAAGGACGUGUACUGGCACCAGGUCAAGCUGUUCUACGUGCAGCAGGACGCGCUGCUUGAAGGGUACAACCUGAAGCGAGCCCAGGACCUGUCGCUGCCCGAGCUCACCCAGAACGACAUCCUGUGGCUCAACGUGCAGGGCGACCUGGAGGACCUGGUGUCGGCGCUGGCGUCGAGCGAGGACGGCCUGGACAAUGAGGCCACCGUGAUGGAGCGCGGGCGCGUCCUGGGCUCCGGGUCCUGCUCCGCCCUCAUCAAGCUGCUGCCGGGCAGCAAGGACCUCUUCGUGUCCCACGACACCUGGAGCAGCUACGAGACGAUGCUGCGCGUGCAGAAGAAGUACGUGCUCAACUACCAGAUGGGUCCCGGCCGCGCCCGCUCCGAGCUGCUGCCCGGCCGCGCCAUGAGCUUCUCGUCUUACCCCGGCGUCCUCACCUCCGGCGACGACUUCUACAUCAUGUCCACCGGGCUCGUGAGCCUGGAGACCACCAUCGGCAACGGCAACGCGUCGCUGUGGCAGUACGUCAAGCCCGUCGGCCAGGUGGCGGAGGGCACCCGCUCCAUGGUGGCCAACCGGCUCGCCACGAGCGGCCGCAUGUGGACGCAGCUCUUCUCCAAGUACAACUCCGGCACCUACAACAACCAGUGGAUGGUGGUGGACUACACGCGCCUCGUGCCGCAGUCCGAGGGCCAGUCCAAGAGCGGGCUGCUGUACGUGCUGGAGCAACUGCCCGGCUUCAUCAAGGCGGAGGACCUGACGUCGGUGCUGCUGAGCCAGGGCUACUGGGCCUCCUACAACGUGCCCUACUUCAAGGACGUCUUCUCCAUGGGCGGCAACGAGCCCCUCGUCAGGAAGUUCGGCGACUGGUUCACGUUCGAGCACAGCCCCCGCGCGGAGAUCUUCCGUCGCGAUCAGGGCAAGGUGUCGGACCUGCAGGGCAUGUGGCGCCUCAUGCGCUCCAACGACUUCAAGAACGACCCGCUGUCCGUGUGCAACUGCACGCCCACCCACAACGGGGAGAACGCCAUCGCGGCGCGCAGCGACCUGAACCCCGCCGACGGCAAGUACCCGUGGGGCGCGCUGGGCCACCGCAACCACGGCGCCACGGACACCAAGAUCACCUCCAAGGAGCUGGCCGCGUCGCUGCGCUUCCUGGGCGAGUCCGGGCCGCCGCACUACUCCGAGUCGUGCCCCGUCUUCAGCUGGAGCACGGCCGACUUCGCCGCCACCACGCCGCACCAGGGGCUGCCUGACGCCUGGAAGUUCCCGCCCGUCGUGCACCCCUGGGCCUGGGGCUUGAACCACUUCUAGUGCCGCGUGCCUCCCCCCACGCCGCAGCACGCGCGCCGGCACCGGUAUCCACGCCCACCCGCCCGCCACCGCCGGCUGCGCAGGCCUGCUCAUGGCGUCGCCGGCAACCUCGCACCGGCAGCUGCUGCAGCUGGAUCGUGGCCUCGGCGGCGUUGACGGCGUUGACGGAGGGACGGUGUGCCUACCGCUGCCUCCGUCGACACCGUCGUCGUCCUCGUCUUCGUCGUCAGCGGCGUCGACGCUGACGGAUGACGGUCUAGUGUCCGUGGACAUGGCCGAUGUCGCGGGCGACGACUUCUCGGUGUGCACCAUGAAGACGGUGUCCGUGUCCUCGCUGCUGAUGCCCUCGCCGUGCUACAUCGUGCUGCUGCUGCUGUGCCCGCCCGUCUUCGGCUUCGUGCUCUUCUUGUUCGUGCAGUACUUCGUGCCCGUCCUCGUGCAGAUCCUCAUGGACAUGUGAUUCGUCGUCCUGCUCACCGGAUUCAAUUUCCUUUUCCCCCUUGGAUGUGAUAAUGCAGGCAGGCAUGGUGCAAGACUGAAAUUAGAAAUUUUAUUUAUCAUUUGUUAGUUUAAAACAGUGUUAGCAUGUUAAUAUACUUGACUUUCUGCUUUAAAUCUGAAUGAUUAUUGUGAUAAUAAAGAAAUAGAACUACUAA
This is a messenger RNA of Thrips palmi, 2523 nucleotides long. It is a transcript of the gene lama, whose product is annotated as putative phospholipase B-like 2. Gene Ontology annotation, cellular component: extracellular region. The transcript has 7 exons. Bases 71 to 1867 code for a protein of 598 amino acids. The record is from RefSeq and is a predicted model, not a curated record. Gene Ontology annotation, biological process: phospholipid catabolic process. Lineage: Eukaryota; Metazoa; Arthropoda; Insecta; Thysanoptera; Thripidae. Gene Ontology annotation, molecular function: glycerophospholipase activity.